AUGGAAAAGAUGUGUCCUUUCUCUCUUCUUAUUCUUCUGGCUCUAUCAAUAUUUGGCCCCAACUUAGUCAAUGCUGAUACACAUCGCCCAACCCCACCACCUAUUUUCAUACUAGGGGAUUCAACAGCAGAUGUUGGAACUAAUUCUUACAUCCCUGACUGCAAAGCAGCAGCUAACUUUCCUCAUAAUGGCAUUGAUUUUGUCAACUCAAGGCCAACUGGAAGGUUCAGUAAUGGACUCAACAGUGCUGAUCAUCUUGCAAGGCUUUUCGGAUACAAUAGUAGCCCACCCCCUUUUCUAUUUCUUCACAGCCUGAAAUACGGUCUUCAAUUGGGUAUAUAUCGAGGUGUAAACUUCGCCUCAGGAGGUUCUGGUCUCCUUGAUGACACUGGCUUACAGCUGAAUGUCCUUAACUUGCCACAGCAGAUCAAUCAAUUUGUCACUGUGCGCGAAAAUUUGAUUGCUUCACUUGGUCAUGAAUCAACAAAAGCAUUGCUCGCAAAAUCAUUGUUCUGUAUCAGUACCGGGAGCAAUGACAUCUUUGUUUAUUUCAAGACCAGGAGUACAAUGCCUAAAGAAGAGUUUAUCAAUCAUCUCAUGGAAGCGUAUGAGAACCACAUAAAGACUUUGUACAGCCUCGGAGCACGGAAGUUUGGCAUCAUAAGUGUGCCACCAGUAGGUUGUUGUCCAGCCAACAGACUUUUGAAUGGGACAAGGUGUUUCGAGCCCAUGAAUGAUUUUGCCAGAUGUUUCCAUUCAGCUCUUGACAAGCUAAUGUGCAACCUAACCUCAGAGCUACACAGGAUGAAAUAUGCGCUUGGGGACACAUACAAAAUGACCAUUGACGUUAUAGAUAAUCCACAUCCCUUCAACUUCAAAAAUGUGGACACAGCCUGCUGUGGACAUGGAGCACUAAAAGCCGAAGGAAUUUGUAAUGCAACAGCUAGUCUCUGUUCAGAUCGCAGACAGUACAUAUUCUGGGACUUAUUCCACCCUACAGACGCUGCUGCACGGUUGGCAGCUAACACACUUUACGGUGGUCCAACACUCUAUGUUUCUCCAAUUAACUUUGCUCAGCUGGCUGCAGAAAAAUAG
Solanum tuberosum (potato) is the source of this 1095-nucleotide messenger RNA. RefSeq names its product GDSL esterase/lipase At5g55050-like. The transcript is spliced from 5 exons. The coding region runs from base 1 to 1095 and encodes 364 amino acids. The record is from RefSeq and is a predicted model, not a curated record. Gene Ontology annotation, molecular function: hydrolase activity, acting on ester bonds. Lineage: Eukaryota; Viridiplantae; Streptophyta; Magnoliopsida; Solanales; Solanaceae.